CGCGUGUCAUCUGUGUGAAUCACCAAAAACCACAAUCGUCAAUCUCAGCAAAAAGAAAACAAAUACAGAGAGAGAUGGCGACGACAACAGCAGAGGCAACAAAGACAUCUAGUACUAAUGUAGAAGACAAGCAAUCACAGAAUCUCCGACAUCAAGAAGUCGGCCACAAGAGUCUCUUACAGAGCGACGAUCUCUACCAGUAUAUUCUGGAGACAAGUGUGUAUCCAAGAGAACCAGAAUCAAUGAAGGAACUCAGGGAAGUGACAGCAAAACACCCUUGGAACAUAAUGACCACGUCAGCAGACGAAGGACAGUUUCUGAACAUGCUCAUCAAGCUCGUUAACGCCAAGAACACAAUGGAGAUCGGUGUUUACACUGGCUACUCUCUCCUCGCCACCGCUCUUGCUCUCCCCGAAGACGGCAAAAUUCUGGCUAUGGAUGUUAACAGAGAGAAUUACGAAUUGGGUUUGCCGAUCAUCGAGAAAGCCGGCGUUGCUCACAAGAUCGAUUUCAGGGAAGGCCCUGCUCUACCUGUUCUUGAUCAACUUGUUGCUGACGAGAAGAACCAUGGAACAUAUGACUUUAUUUUCGUUGAUGCUGACAAGGACAACUAUAUCAACUACCACAAGCGUUUGAUUGAUCUUGUGAAAGUUGGAGGAGUGAUUGGCUACGACAACACUCUGUGGAACGGUUCUGUCGUGGCUCCUCCUGAUGCUCCGAUGAGGAAGUACGUUCGUUACUACAGGGACUUUGUUCUUGAGCUUAACAAGGCUCUUGCUGCUGACCCUAGGAUUGAGAUUUGCAUGCUCCCGGUUGGUGAUGGAAUCACUAUCUGCCGUCGGAUCAGUUGAUUCAUAUGGAAUACCCCCAACCCUAUGAGUUUGUCCCAAGUGGUUCAAUUCUUCUCUCUCUAGUACCCUACCUUUCAAAUGCAUUUUCACCAACUACCACCAAAUUGGACCACUCCCUUUGUAUUUUGUUAAGUAAUAUCUCCAUUGUCUUUUGUUUUUGCUUUUCUUCUGAACAAAGAAAUAAUGUACCCUGCCUUUCUUGUUUCGUUUGUUUUUACUUUAUGAUACAACAUCUAAAAGAAUAUAUCACUCA
Messenger RNA from Brassica oleracea var. oleracea, 1104 nucleotides. Its product is annotated as caffeoyl-CoA O-methyltransferase 1-like. Gene Ontology annotation, molecular function: O-methyltransferase activity; S-adenosylmethionine-dependent methyltransferase activity. Lineage: Eukaryota; Viridiplantae; Streptophyta; Magnoliopsida; Brassicales; Brassicaceae. The transcript has 4 exons. The record is from RefSeq and is a predicted model, not a curated record. The coding region runs from base 75 to 851 and encodes 258 amino acids.